Patella vulgata (common limpet) is the source of this 4779-nucleotide messenger RNA. RefSeq names its product protein MMS22-like. The record is from RefSeq and is a predicted model, not a curated record. The coding region runs from base 147 to 3797 and encodes 1216 amino acids. Gene Ontology annotation, biological process: double-strand break repair via homologous recombination; replication fork processing. The transcript has 35 exons. NCBI's taxonomy places the organism in Eukaryota, Metazoa, Mollusca, Gastropoda, Patellidae. Gene Ontology annotation, cellular component: nuclear replication fork.
GAGAUAAUAGUGGAUUCCGUUGUGGCGCGAAUCUUCAAUAAUGAAAAGCUGACGUUAAAAUUUAUGUUUUUAGUAAAACAAAUUUUGUAUGUACUGGUAGUGAGUAAGCUUGAUGAUUGAUACAUAUACAUGCAGAUGUCAGCAGUAUGUCUGACAGAAAUGAAACAUUUUCAAUGACACCACCUAUGUCACCAAUGACAUAUAUUGAGGAGCUUCUACCAGAACAACCAUUAAAUAUAUCUUCAAAUAGCAAAGAUGAAGUUUACACUGGUGACAAAUUAACACAAGUAUGUUUUAUUUGUGCUGGAGAAGUCAGCCCAGGAAAAUUGGCUUUCCAUUCAGAUAGUUGUUUGAAAUCUGGUGUUCUUUCAAGAUUAUUAUGUGAUGAAAUGAUUAAUAGUUGUAGUAUUUGGAGUACAUCUGUUGUAGAACUAUUUGGUUAUCAGUUCAUAACACAAAUAGCUUUACAAGAAAAUAUACAGCAGUUAUUUAUGUUGGCUAAAGUAUGUGUAAACAGUAUUUUGGGUGGUACCAUGGGUCAUAUGUUUAAACAACAAGGAAAGAAUAUACAGUUCUUUGAAGACAGAAAGAAUCUAAAACUUUUUCUUGAAUAUGUUGUUAUGUUUGUUGGAAGAUGGUUACCUGUAGAUAUUAAACAGAAACAUGAAUUAUUAGAUAAUAUUGUUGUUAAUCUACAUGGGUUGUUAUUAUAUGUUGGUAGAAUAUCAGAUCUUCAAGUCAGUUUGGUAUUAAGCAUGGCAGAAUCAGGAUUUAUGUCUAGCUACCCGUUAACUCAUCAGUAUCAUGUUUAUCUAGAUGUAUAUUGGUCUUUAAUAGAAAUAAUCUAUACUAUAGAACUACAAAAUCCAGAUUAUAACACAAAACUACAUAUAAUACCAGUAGAAGACAAUGAUAAUAAUAUGACAUUAUUAGAUCAACUUAUACAUAUUAUAUUAUCUGAUCUAGUUAAUCUAGCUGUUUAUAGAAAAGACAAGAUGUGUGAAAGUCGUUCUAAUGAUGUCAGUGUAUUUACUUGUACAUGUUGUGUUGAAUUAUGGGUAAUGAUAAUACAUACUGUGCAAUAUAUGCACAAUAAGAAAAAUGGUGAGUCCUUGAUGGUGAGAUUACAUAGAAUAUUACAGAAUAUAGAAGAUCAAUCAGUUAAUACAGAAGAAGAUAUGGAAAUAGACAGUACACUAUUUUAUCAUGCCAUUGAAAAACCUAAAAACGGCCUCAAUUUCAAUUUGUGGUUGACAGUGAAUGUCGCUAGACUGUUUUCUGUAGAUGUAUCUGGCAAUAUAAAAAAAGUUGAGAAGAAUGAUAACAACUAUUAUAUGAUAGAGAGUAUAUUAAAACGGACCUUAACUCAGGAAAAUUUGUCAGAAAUUGAUUUAAGAUAUCAACUGCGUCUGUGUUUGUCCGUCUGUCAGAUAUGGGAACCAACAACCAGUCUAAUUGUUAUAUUAUGGGAUUAUUUCUUUAGAAGACUGAAUUGUAAUUUUAUGUUACCAGCAUCAGGUGUAAGAGCUUUAGCUACUGUCAGUUUAACACCACUGUCACUACUAGAAAAAUGUCGUAAAAGUAACCACCAAGAUGUAGUUGAGCAGGAUACAAGUUUUGGUCUCUUUCUGAGAAUUCUCUCUUAUAAUCUGUCUAGAUUUGUUCAAGCGGGCUCUAUGCAGGAAUGGCGACAAAUGAAGGGAAGAUUUUAUUCUAAAUUUCAUCAACGUCGUCUUCAAGAAUUAUCUGAAGUAGGAUUAGAGAAUUUUACGACUUUAUUUCUAACAUUAGCUGUUACAGUAGAAUUAGAAGAUGUGGCUGGUAAAUUGAUAGAUUUCUACAAUAUGUUAGAUUUUACUAAUCUAAAUCUAGCUAAAAGAGCUGUAGUGUUAAGAGGAAGUUUGGCUUUAAUACAUAUCUAUAUAGAAAAUAGAAUGGAUACCACCUUUAUUUCAGAAAAACUGGUUGAUUAUUUUAAUAUACUAUGCAGAGAAAUGGAGGAUGUUGGAGAUCCUCAUAAACAUCAUGGUAUAUGGAAGCUGUUCUGUUUAUAUAUAGAUAGUGUACAAGAUAUACUAGAAUCUAGUCCAACAUUAACUUGCUCAGAGCAUAAAUUAUUAGGUAACGGAUUAAGCAGUGUAUGGAGAAUACUAGGAGAAAGUGAAUUAAGACAUUGUAUUAGUGUAUUUAUAAGUAUUAUUACUAGAUUGAGAGCUAUUAUAUCAUCAAGUCAGGAAAUUGAGACUUCUUUACAAAAAUGGAGAGUAAAUCCACAGCAUGAAGUAUUAGGACUGUAUUUAUGGCAAACAGUUUAUCCAUUUAUAAAGGAGCAUGCAUGUACCCAGACACCACCUCCCGUAUUAGCUGAUUUAGCUGCUUCCUUCACUCUUCUAUCUAAACAAAUUCCACCAUCUGUGAUAGUGAAAGAUAAAUUUGUCAGCCAUGUUGAAUAUUUUGGUUUGUCAGAGAAUGUACAUGUCAGCAUUAGUUGUCGUUAUUUAUCUCAAGUAUUAACAGAGACUGGAGCUAUAGAAUGUAUUUUAUCUGUUUGUCAACAAUCAACAUUAAUACAAGCCUGGUUUAGAUGUGUUUUAUUAACAUCUCCAUCAUCAACAGAGCUACAUACUAUUAACAGAGUGAUAUUAGAGUUAAGUGAUGUUAAAGAGCUUUUAUCCAAGGCAGCUCUUACAGCACCAGUUGAUGUUAUGCCUAAAGUAUUUAUUAAAUCAUUGGGGCAGUUACAUCAAAAUGCUGCGAAUUUAAAAGAAAAGAUGUUAUUACGAGAAAAAGUAAUGGUUUUUUUUUCUCUGGUACCACAACAAAUAGCUCCUGUGUUAAAACUGAUGGCACCACAAGAUACACUUAAAACACUGUUUACAACUGUAGGAUAUUUAGUUAAACAUUGUUCACCAUUAUUAUUGGUUCAGUCUAAUCCUAACUGUCCACUACCAGCAAUAUUAAGUGCUAUGGUGACUCCACAUUUUCUCUUUAAUACAGAUAAACCUAUUAACUCAGCUUUCUUAGCUGUUAUUAGAGAUUCUUUACAUAUGUAUAUUCAAGGAUUAAGUAAACUGGAUUUUAGAAGAGCAGCAUAUGUAGAGAGAAGAUUGAAAGAUAUAGUUUCAAUAUAUUUACAGAAAUUUCCUAUUAAAUCCAGUUUUGCAAUGAAUGAAUCAACAGCCAUUCAUCCUCUUAUAAGUUGUUUAAAUGAAUCUUACGUGAAGACACCAUCACUAACAUCAGUCAACUUUAGACAUUUUAUACUAGAAAUAAUACAUGAGAAAUACCUUCGCUUGAAGAACAUGUCUGUACCUCCAUUAUCUAAUCUGGGUUUAUCUUUUGUGACAGAAGUUCUUCAAAGAACAUCAAGUGGCGAAGUCAUAGCCAGGGAUAAUAAAGUACUGUUGAUGACGAUAUUAGAAUAUGUUCUUUUCUCUACAUCACCAGCAAUGAAACAGCAUUCUGGUAAAAUUAUGCAGUUUCUUAUAGAAGCCUGUGUUAGAAAUACAUCAACAUUUCCUAUUGAUGAGUUAGCUGGUAUAAUAAAGAGAUUUAUCAACUUGUAUAGUAAGAUGUAUUAUGAUGGUGUAUUUAAUGUAUUAGAGUCUAUAAGUAUAUUAUAUAAACAUCUUAUUAUAUCUAUAAUACCUGAUUGUACAACAUUAGUAAUAGAUCUAGAGAUAAAACGUGGUGUAGGUAUUGAUAGUAAAUUAAGGAAAGUAUAUUAUAAUCUGUUGACUAAUCUGGGUGAAGAUGGGCAAAGAGAAAUAGACAGAUUACAGACUAAUGUUAGUUGAUAUAUUAUAUCCAUUGUGAAAUGUAGACAGAAUUUAAAAUUACUGUGUGUAGAAUAUAGACAGGAUUUAAAAUGACUGGUAUAAUGUAGACAUAAUUCAAAAUGAUUAUAGAGUGCAGACAGAAUUCAAAAUGGUUGUGUAGAAUAUAGACAGAUUUCAAUAUGACUAUGUAGAAUGUAGACAGAAAUCAAAACGACUGAUAAAAUGUAGACAGAAUUCAAAAUGACUGUGUAGAAUGCAGACAGAAAUCAAAAUGACUGGUAGAAUGUAGACAGAAUGAAUGUGUAGAAUACAGAUCGAGUUGAAUGACUGUGCAGAAUGUGGACAGAAUUCAACAUAUGACACAUUCUCAGUAACAUGACAGGUUAGAUAACAAAUCCUAUUACAAGAAGGUGAUAAAAAUCAAAGAGCUGACUGCAAUAAGGGUAGAACUGGUAUUGGGGAUGAUUAUGGACCUUACAAAAUGUAGUAAAACACUGAUAACUGAUUGUAGCAGGAUUUAUUGAAAAAAUAAUUCAUGUGAACAAAAUUAUGUGGAAUGAAUCUUAUUUUUAGACUACUAAUAAUGAAGAAGUUUGUAGUGGAUUGAACUGUAUGAUUGUGCCGGAGGAUGUGAACUCUGUGUGUGUUCAAUCAAUUGGUUACCUAUUAUAGACAUUACUGCAGGCGUGUCAAUAACAAUGAUGUGAUCAUAUAGUUGACUUGUUAUAUAUCUAGUCCUCUUAUAAACCAAAUUCAACAUUCAAACCUUCCACUAUUUACUCUGGAUCCAGACCAAUUUGAACAUUUCAUGAUUCCAUCACCUUUUCCCCCCCAAGAAAAGAUUUUUUCAGAAGGCUAUAGACAGUAUUAAUCAAUAUAUAUGUUAUCUUCAUGUGACUUGGUGUAUGAAAUCUUUAUUAUAUCACUUGCUUCUUAUUACUGUUAAGCUUUCCACUAUACAUCAUCAGGUUUUCUAUAUACUGUAGAAAAUAUAUUGUUC